AGUUCAUAUUUCUUUAUAAAGAUCUAUAUUAUUUGUUUUUUUUUUCUACGUUUCAGAUACUACAUUUCCAUCCACUUAUAUUGUAGAAUAAAAGAAUCCUUAAAAGUUGAUGCUCCAGAUGAUCAGAAGUAUUAUAACAAUCUUCUGAGGGGCUGUUUGUGGAGAAAAUUUUUUAAUUGGAUUUUGCAUUGCAGAUAAGUGUAUGUGAAGUAUUUUUGGACUAAUGAUUAGUUAAUUAUUGUAGCUUGAUGAAUGUGUUACCGUAUUUCUUGCAGUUGAUGUUUUAGUCCAUCUGAUUCAGCAAACUAAACAAGCACAUUGAUCCCAAUAAUGCUCUUUAGCUUCCCUUAGAAACCUUAAUGGUUGAUUUUUAAAGAGUCCACAUGAAUUUCUCUUUCAGAUGCAUAAGGUAAAACCACAACAAUUUUAUGUUGAUUUUUUAGUUUACUCACUGCAACAUUCAACCAUCCAUCUCAGUUAGGCUUGCACUGCUUAGUGCAGUGGGGGUUUGCUACAAGUCAAGAAAGUUGCCAUUGCUUAUAUAACUUCGCCAAAAGAUUGUUGGGAACUAACUCAAAUCUAGCUAGCCAUGCCAAGCUGACCACACACGUUGUGGAAGCUACUAAACAUAACAUGAUGGAUGAACCGUUAGUGUAUAAACAAAUUAAUGCCAUCUCAACAUAUAUAUAUUUAUUUAUUUAUUACUAAGGUAUGCAGGUUUACGUGGUUCUCUGCAGCAUAACAACUUUCUGUGAUAUUUGCAGGUUUUCUUUGCUCUCCAUCUUAACUCUUAAGACCCAUGAUCAAUUCAGAUUUGUAAGUCUGAGGGUUUUAUGUGAUCAAUGCGGCAGUGGAUGAAGUUAAAUAAGUAUAGAAAAAUUGUUUUGUUUAUAUACAUAAUUUACAAUAUGUAAAUUGUGAAUGAUGUAGCUGUGUAGAAAUAUUAACUGUAGUAUAUAUUUUUAAAACAAAAGAUUGAAAUGGAAAUGUAAAGUAUUAAAAUCUGCAUGUUAAGUAUUUAAAGAAGUAAUUGCAGAAAUUAAAUGUUAUAAAGUAUACAGAGGUAACGAUAUAGAAAGUUAAAAAGAGAACUUUUUUUUGUAAAAGGGGAUAGAAAACAUACAAUUAAAAUAUUUUUAGGAUAGCUGUCCAGGAUUCUCUUUAAACCAAUUAAAUAUUUAACCAGUGUGUUUUUCUUUGCUUUUUAUUUCAAUUGUAACACAGAGAAUUUAAAAUAUCCCAAAACCAUUCAAUUUAAAUCGAGAACUCUAAAGUGUAUGAGAUUAAAUAAGAAAAUAUUUACUUAAUCUAUACAAGAAUUAAUAUUAGGAAAAAAAGACCAAAAUAGCACUAAAUCAAGUUUUUGUUCCCAAACUAGCACUCAAGGUCAAAAGUCACAAAAAUAGCACUCAAGGGGUGGGGUUUAGGGUUUACAAUUUAGGGUUUAGGGUUUAGAGUUUAGGUUUUAGGGUUUAGAGUUGAGAAGUGAGGUUUUGGGGAUAAGAUUUCAAAUUUUGAAAAAUAAAAAAAUUUAAAUUUUUCAAAAGAUAAAAUGCUAUUUUGGUCAUUUUAGUUUUUGAGUGCUAUUUUUGUGAUAUAAACUUAAAAAGGUGUUAUUUUGGAGAUUUUCCCAUAUAUUAAUGCCAUAAUUCUUUAGUAUAGAAACAAUUAUUGUAAAUAAGCAAAAUAUAUCUUACCACAUAUAAUUUUUUUUCAUCUAAAAUUUUCUUAAAAACAAAAAUUAUUAUAUACAUAUCUCUUGCAAAUGCAACCCUAAAACACAAAUUACAAAAUCUUAUAAAAAUAAUAAUUUAAAUCAUAAGAAAAAUAUAUCCCGCCCGCAGGGCGGGCCAACCCUAGUUAUAAAUAUAAACCGGUUUGGUUUCGCUUUGAAUAUGGUACAUACUAUAAGUCUUUAGACCCGAUCGGAUUAGUUUAGGAGAGGUGUGAAAUGGUUUUCAUGUGACCGAAAAGGUUAACACAAUUAACGCAAAACGACAUUUUCACAAGUUUGGUAACACAAAGAUUACUUAAACUCACUUACAACAAAGUCUCGUUGUUGUAAACAACCUAACUAUAUGAAGAUUUUUGAGGUUAAAAGUGUUAAAACGCGUUUUACUAUUAAAAUACAAAUAUGAACUGAAAAUAUACACGUUAUUCUUUUUUUGUUAGAAUAAAAAAAAAUCAAAAACUCUAAAUUGGUAAUGGAUUUGCUCAAACUAUGGCAUCUUGACUUGUUCUACUUCCUAACACAACGGUACUUUUUCAUGUUUUCUUUUAACCAACAAAGAUCCAAAUGAAAAGGAAAAAAUUAAAUCAUACAUCGAAUGCUGCUUUGGUUAUCAUUUAUCAAUAGUGAUUUCUAUGCAUUUAAACUUAAUUCAUCUGUUAUAAACGUAUUUUGAAUCUGUUGUGAGUAAGGUCAAAUCACAUUGAAUUUAACCUGAUGUUUUUGCUAUUUAAAGUUACUGAUCGGUGAAUGUAAUCUAAACAACCGUCGCUGGAAUACUACGUGACUGUCACGUACUGUAAACUCACAGGCAACCCAUGCUAACAUCCUCGCAUCAUUUUUGGACAACGUUUUGUUUUUGUUGGUUACAACCUCAUUACACAAGACUUUCGGACAACAGCAAGUUUUGAAGUCCCGAGUAUACCCCUUACAGGGUUUCACGUAAAUUAAUUAAAUUUUGGCGAGGAAAAUACCUAAAAAUAGAGAAAAGCAGCUACAUUGCGUCUGCUAUUUCUGGUGACCAGAAACUAUUUUUAAACCAAACAUAAAUAGAAGGGUAGAUCGGGAAAUUCAAGAAAAUAUUAGCAGAAACGGGCAAGGCUCGCAUGUUACAUUGUCUCUUCUUCAACUUCAUGCAUACGCUUUAAUUAGAUUUUUUCUUUUCCACUUUCCGUUUUCAAGUUUUGUUAAACAGUAAAUAAACGAAUUUAAUUUUAGCUGUUUUUUUUUCUUCUAAUAAUCCUCUUGAGCGUGUUGUAUACAAAUAUUAAGCUUGAAUGCUUGUAGAUUCCACUUCUCUCUACUUUUUUUUCCUCCUCUUCUUGCUUCUUUUGUCUUUGUUAUCGAAGAUGGAAAGCUACAAGUGCAAGUUUUGCUUUAAGAGCUUCGUCAACGGAAGAGCAUUAGGUGGCCACAUGAGAUCUCACAUGCCAACUCUUCACAAGUUUAGCAUUCAAGAAGAAGAGGAAAGGCCGAGUCAACUCGGUGAUGAGAGUAAGUCGGAUGUUUCUUCGUCUGAAGAAGGACAAGCAAGUGGGCUGAGAGAGGAGAAGCAUCCAACGACGGAUGAUGAUGAUGGAAGCGAGACAGAGUCGUCGAGGAAUAUUGUUAACCUGAGGCGGAAACGUUCCAAGCGAACUCGGAAACUCGAUUCGUUCUCCAGCAAGAAAAUGAAAACGAGUCAACUCGGUUACAAGAACGAGCCUGAGGCUGAGGCUGAGCCUCCUCAAAGCUCAGCUUCUGAUACAACGACGGAGGAAGAUCUCGCGUUUUGUCUCAUGAUGCUCUCAAGAGACAAAUGGAAGAAGAACAAAACUAGUAGUAGUAAAGAAGUACUUGAAGAGAUCGAGACAGAAGCAUCAGAAGGUUACAAAAUUAAUCGAGCAACAACAACUACGAAAGGGAGAUACACGUGCGAGACAUGUGGGAAGGUGUUUAAAUCUUAUCAAGCAUUAGGUGGGCAUAGAGCAAGUCACAAGAAGAACAGAGUCACCAACAAAACAGAGCAAACAGAGUAUGGAAAUGUAGUUGUUGCUCCAGAGAAGAGAAUCCAUGAAUGUCCGAUUUGUCUUAGAGUUUUCGCGUCGGGACAAGCACUUGGUGGGCAUAAAAGAUCACAUGGAAUAGGGAACUUCUCUGUAAAUCAUCAAGUACGUGGAACCGUGUCAGUGAAAGAGAAGAUGAUAGAUCUUAAUCUUCCAGCACCAACCGAGGAAGAAGAAGUCUCUAUGGUGUUUCAAUGAAUGCUUGAAAAAGGUAACAGACUUUGCGUGAUUCGGGUCGUCCAUAUUUUCGUAAAGUUUGAAUCUUUUUCUUUUUACUAUUAUUAUUUAUUUUGUUAGAAAAUAAAAACCUAAAAUGUUUAUUUUAAAUGAAAAGUAGAGGCUACUUUUACAUGUUCUAACGCCAGUUCUUGGCCUCACGUCGUGUUGGCCUUAACCAUAUCAAUCAAAGAACAUUCAAAUAAGCUUCUACUUAGUUUUUA
Brassica rapa (field mustard) is the source of this 4214-nucleotide messenger RNA. Its product is annotated as zinc finger protein ZAT9. NCBI's taxonomy places the organism in Eukaryota, Viridiplantae, Streptophyta, Magnoliopsida, Brassicales, Brassicaceae. The record is from RefSeq and is a predicted model, not a curated record. Gene Ontology annotation, biological process: regulation of DNA-templated transcription.